GAUAAAAACAGUUUCUUCUUCUUCUUCUUUUAUUAGAGUUUCUUCUUCUUUUUCUUCUUUGUUUUCUCUAUUUUGCAGUUCCCUCUUCCUUGUAAUUACUUUUAGUUUUCUUUUUUUGAGCCUUGUGAUUCUUGUUUUUGGGUUAGCAUUUCCUAUUGUUAAGCAUAACUAGGAUCGUAGAAGGAAAGAGAUAAAGAGAAUAUGAGAGAAAUAAUAAGCAUUCAUAUAGGACAAGCUGGAAUUCAGGUUGGUAAUUCAUGUUGGGAGCUAUAUUGCCUUGAACAUGGCAUUCAACAAGAUGGAACAAUGCCCAGUGAUGCCUCAGAUGAUUCUUCACAUGAUGCUUUCAACACCUUCUUUAGUGAAAUUGGAAAUGGCCAGUACGUCCCUAGGGCUUUGUUUGUUGAUCUGGAGCCUAGUGUAAUUGAUGAAAUAAGAUGUGGUCCUUACAAACAACUCUUUCAUCCUGAGCAAUUAAUUUCUGGCAAGGAAGAUGCUGCUAAUAACUUUGCAAGGGGACAUUACACAGUUGGAAAAGAAAUUGAAGAGUUGUGCCUUGACCGUAUCAGAAAAUUAGCUGACAACUGCACUGGUUUGCAAGGAUUCUUGGUUUUCAAUGCUGUUGGUGGUGGCACUGGCUCUGGUUUGGGAUCAUUGCUUUUGGAACGUUUGUCUGUAGAUUAUGGCAAGAAGUCAAAACUUGGCUUCAUUAUUUAUCCUUCUCCUCAGGUAUCUACUGCAGUUGUUGAGCCUUACAACACUGUUCUUUCCAAUCAUGCUCUUAUUGAGCACAGUGAUGUAGUUGUGCUUUUGGACAAUGAAGCGAUAUAUGACAUCUGCAGAAGAUCAUUAGACAUAGAAAGGCCAACUUACACUAACUUGAACCGCUUGAUAUCUCAAAUUAUAUCUUCAUUAACCACAUCCUUGAGAUUUGAUGGUGCAAUCAAUGUGGACAUCUCUGAGUUCCAGACUAACCUUGUGCCAUAUCCACGCAUCCAUUUCAUGCUCUCAUCUUAUGCCCCUGUGAUAUCUGCUGCAAAGGCCUACCAUGAGCAGCUAUCAGUGCCUGAAAUAACCAGAGCCGUGUUUGAGCCAUCAAGCAUGAUGGUCAAGUGUGAUCCAAGACAUGGCAAGUACAUGGCAUGCUGCCUCAUGUAUCGUGGGGAUGUUGUUCCCAAAGAUGUAAACGUUGCUGUCUCAAAUAUCAAGACAAAGAGACAGGUUCAGUUUGUUGACUGGUGCCCUACUGGUUUCAAGUGUGGUAUCAACUACCAGGCUCCAACAGUGGUACCUGCAGGAGAUCUUGCCAAGGUGUCAAGAGCAGUAUGCAUGAUAAGCAACAACACAGCCGUGGCAGAGGUUUUCUCUCGCAUUGACCACAAAUUUGACCUCAUGUUUACCAAAAGGGCAUUUGUGCACUGGUAUGUGAGUGAAGGCAUGGAAGAAGGUGAAUUCUCAGAAGCCAGGGAGGAUCUUGCUGCCCUUGAAAAGGACUAUGAAGAAGUUGGGGAUGAAGGAGUAGAUGAAGCUGGAAAUUACUGAAAACUAUUCCUCCUUCACUAGCUUCCUACAUCUCCCCCCUAUGUUUUGUGUUUGCCAUGUAUUGUUUGUUGUCCUUGUUCAAUGUUUUUGUGUAUGUUUGUGUUGUUUGGUGUGAUAUUGAUCUUGUGAUUGUUUCACGUUUAAGUGUUGAGAAAAUUGUUUAAUUCAUGUACAAUGUAGUGUAGUUGUCAUGUCAUUUUGAAUUACUUGCUUGCUUUUUAUGCAAAAUCAAUGGCUGAGAAUGAAGGUUGUAAAAA
Molecule: messenger RNA, 1799 nt
Organism: Cajanus cajan (pigeon pea)
Lineage: Eukaryota; Viridiplantae; Streptophyta; Magnoliopsida; Fabales; Fabaceae
Product: tubulin alpha-5 chain
Biological process (GO): microtubule-based process
Cellular component (GO): microtubule
Molecular function (GO): structural constituent of cytoskeleton; GTP binding
Source: RefSeq, a predicted model, not a curated record